Molecule: messenger RNA, 3756 nt
Organism: Gadus chalcogrammus (walleye pollock)
Lineage: Eukaryota; Metazoa; Chordata; Actinopteri; Gadiformes; Gadidae
Gene: ncanb
Product: neurocan b
Exons: 16
Coding region: 1-3756 (1251 amino acids)
Biological process (GO): cell adhesion
Molecular function (GO): hyaluronic acid binding; calcium ion binding
Source: RefSeq, a predicted model, not a curated record
AUGGUGAACAUGAGGAAGGUGACUCACCGGGCCAUCAGUGAGGAGCUCUCCCACACGGUGAUGCUGCCCUGCCUCUUCACGCUGCGGAGCUCCGCGGGUCUGAGCAGCCACGAGCCGCCCAGGAUCAAGUGGACCAAGGUGUGGGGGCAGCGGGGCUCCGACGGCCAGCAGAAGGAGCAGGCGGUCCUGGUUGCCAAGGACAACGUGGUGAAGGUGAAGAAGGCCUUCCAGGGUCGUGUCACCUUGCCGGGUUACCACGUCAACCGCUACAACGCCAGCCUGGCGCUGAAGGGCCUGCGGUCGAGUGACUCUGGCCUGUACCGCUGCGAGGUAGUGGUGGGCAUCAACGACGAGCAGGACACUGUGCCUCUGGAGGUCUCAGACAACCCAGAAAACUUGGCCUCGCUUGGGAUCAGCUCCUCAUUGCCCCUCUCCCCCCUCUCCUCAUUGCCACCCCCCACCUCCCCCGUCCGUGUCUCCAUCCCUUCCUUGUGUCUCGGGGGGGCCUCUGUCACUCUCCUGCACAAAGCUGUGUGGCCGCAAAGCAGCGCUGGCUCUCAGAGGCCUCUGGGGGUCCUCAGGGGCCCGUGUGAACGGCAGCCAGGGGUCAGAGGUCGGCGUGGUCGUGUGGCGAAGGGGGAGGAGACGCUGGACACUUCAAACGCCGCGCAUGGCGUGGUCUUCCACUACAGGGCGCCGCACGAGCGCUACGCCCUGACCUUCAGCGACGCCAAGAGGGUGUGCACGGAGAACGCCGCCGUCAUCGCCACCCCAGAGCAGCUGCACGCCACCUUCGCCGACGGCUACGACAACUGCGACGCCGGCUGGCUGUCCGACCAGAGCGUACGGUAUCCCAUCCAGUCGCCUCGGCCCGGUUGCUACGGCGAUCGCGAGGACUCUCCCGGAGUCCGUAACUAUGGCGUCAGGUCCCCCGAAGAGCUGUUUGAUGUCUACUGCUUCGCUAAGCAACUACAGGGUGAGGUGUUCCACUCGGCGACGCCUGAGAAGCUGAACCUGGCCUCGGCCUCCACCCAUUGCCAGACGCUGGGCGCCCGGCUGGCCACGGCGGGCCAGCUGUACCUGGCCUGGCAGGCGGGCCUGGACCGCUGCGACCCGGGCUGGUUGGCGGACGGCAGCGUGCGCUACCCCAUCAACGUGCCGCGGAAGCACUGCGGCGGGAACGAGCCCGGCGUGCGCACGGUCUACCACAACGCCGACCGCACCGGCUUCCCGGACACCACGGCGCGCUUCGACGCCUACUGCUUCAGAGCCCAGCAGCAAGCAGGGGUCCAGGCUGUGGAGGCGAGGCCGGCGUACGAGACGACGGACCCAGCCACAGACGCGGCUUCGAGCGCGGCCAGAGGCCAGCGCACCGCCUUCCGGUUCCCCACCUGGGCCGACGCGGACCGAACCGGCUUCCCCUCCAACGACGCUGCGGAUCGAUCGUCUGAGAUCUCAGAGGAACACGUUGUGAUCCACCUGCCGUCUGCUGAGCUGCUCCAGCAGGACCUGGAGCGAUCUGAAGCUCCCCAGACCAGCAGCAGCAUGCUUUCAGAGUUUGUUAACGCCCUGAUGAGACCUUUCAGAUACUUCACCGGAGGCGAGGAGGGGGGUAAGGAGAAGGAGGAGGGCGACGAGGGGAAGAAGGGUGGGUUUGGGGACAAGGAGAGGGGCGCGGAGAACGCCAUCAUGGAGCUCACGGGCGGCUCCUCUUCACCGAAGGUGCCGGCGAACACGCUUCACGGCCCGGGGGAUGGCCUGUCGGAGCUGGAGAGAGAGGUGAUGCCGUCGGUUCCAUUAGUGCCUGCCGACCAGACGCCAUGGCGUGCUGUGGGCACCACUCAGCUCGGAGUAAAAGCUUCAGGCCCGUCCCUCUCCAACACAGACCUCGUGAACCCCAGUCCCGGUGGGAGGGCGAGGCCCAACGAACCGGUCCAGGUCUCCGGUGCCCCGGGUCCGAGAGGAGUGGCGGACACAGCCCCCGUCCCCAGCGGUCGAUUCCGCUGGGCCGUGAACACCGUGCGGGCCUUCAAGCUAGAACCCCCAGGACACGCUGCCACUCACCCGCCGAUGGAGGCCAAAUCUGGGCCACUGGAAGUCAAGUCCCUGGCGUCCUCCAUGCGACAGGACCACCCGGAGGACGACUUCUCUGGGGACGGAAGCCAAGCGACCCCCUGUCCUCCUAAAGGGAGCACCGUGGAGGAGAAGCAGACGGAGGCCAGUGGGGAGGAGGGCGACCCCGCCGGUGUGUUCAAGGCGGAGAGCUACACCCGGGACCGCACCACCGUCAGCCUAGACACCGACUCGGAGGCAGCGGGCCCCAGCAGCGAGCCGGCGAUCCGGGUGGAGGAACACACGACUCUGACGGCUUACCAGCUCGUACAGCAGCCCAGCGCAGGCCCUGAGGAUCCCACCGCCAGGGGCACGGAGCAGGAGGCCCGGGGGGAGAUCCUCUUCGUCCAACGGCCCACCGACAACCACAUGGCCUCCACCUCCAGCAGGAAGGAGGGCAGCUCUACUUCCUGGUUCACCCCCGUGUUCCGGAAGCAGGGGAGGGAUCAGAGCAGGGGCGUAGAGGAGGAGGCCCCGGGUUCCCCGCCCGCCGUCUCCACCGCCGAGGCGUCCGCGGAGCGCCUCGCCACGACCGCCGCACCAACGACGACGACGACGACGACGGCCGAAGAGCCCGGGAUGGAAACGGAGGCGGUCACCGCGGCGACGAGCCCGGGCGGCCGGUCUGCCGAAGAGCUCCCGAUCUCCGUUUCGUGGGUUCGGGCCGAGCGGACGGAGAGGACGGCGACGGACACGGCGUACUCGCGGUCGCGCCAGUCGUCCACCGGCGGCCAGACGUCCCCGACCCCGGACCCGGCGCUGCCGCCCACCAACGUGUCGGACCCCACGGGGGGACGGGUCACUGGGUCUGAGGCCCGGCCCGCGGUGUCCGAGUCCUUCGUGGUGAGCGGUCGAUGGACUCCUCCGGCGAUAAAGACCCCGACUCCCAAAGAGAAGGGGGAGGGGGGCCAAUCAGAGGCGAGGACGACGGAGACCACCGACCAGAACCCGCUCGGUGCCUUCCUGCCUAAUUGGGGCCUGGCAUUCAACCCAUCAGUGGAGAAGGACCCGUGCCAGACCAACCCGUGCCUCCACGGAGGCAGGUGUCUGCAGGAGGGGGACGGCUACAGCUGCUACUGCCCCCAGGGCUUCUCUGGAGAGAGCUGCGAGAUCGACAUCGACGACUGCCAGUCGAACCCCUGCCAGAACGGAGGCACGUGCAUCGAUGAGAUUAACUCCUUCGUGUGUCUCUGUCUGCCCAGCUAUGGCGGCACCACGUGUGAGAAAGACACGGAGGGCUGCGAGCACACCUGGCGCAAGUUCCACGGCCACUGCUACCGAUACUUCAGCCGCAGGCACACCUGGGAGGACGGGGAGAAGGACUGCCGCGAGCACAGCGGGCACCUGGCCAGCGUGCACAGCCUGGCCGAGCAGCGCUUCAUCAGCGGACUGAGCCACGAUAACACGUGGAUCGGGCUCAACGACCGCACGGUGGAGGACGACUUUCAGUGGACGGACAAGAUGGAUCUGCAAUACGAGAACUGGCGCAGCAACCAGCCAGACAACUUUUUCGCUGGAGGAGAAGACUGCGUGGUGAUGAUCGCUCACGAGGGCGGCAAGUGGAACGACGUGCCGUGCAACUACAACCUGCCCUACGUCUGCAAGAAAGGAACAGGAGAGCGUCUUCCGGCUGUGCUGGGUUAA